UUGCAGGGAGAAGAAAGAUGGAAAGUAAUGCAGUUCUACUGGAAUCCAAGUCCUCUCCCAUCAACCUGCUGAAUGAAAUGCAUCAGCUGCGUCUCCUGGGCCACCUCUGCGACGUGACUGUCAGUGUGGAGUACCAAGGGGUCAGGGCAGAGUUUGCUGCUCAUAAGGCUGUGUUGGCAGCAACAAGCAAGUUUUUCAAGGAGGUGUUCCUUAAUGAGAAAGGCAUGGAUGGCCCAAGGACCAACGUGUUCCUGAACGAGGUCCAGGUUGCUGAUUUCGCUUCGUUUCUUGAGUUUGUCUACACUGCUAAGGUAGAAGUGGAAGAGGACAGGGUGCAGCGUAUGCUGGAAAUAGCUGAAAAGCUGAAGUGCUUGGACCUUUCAGAAACCUGCUUCCAAUUAAAGAAGCAGAUGCUUGAAUCGGUGCUGUUGGAGCUGCAAAACUUCUCGGAAUCACAGAACUCCGAGGAAGAGGGCGCUGCCGAGCCAGGCAUUUUGCUGGAAUCCAAAGCAGCUGCUGCAGCAGAGGCUGACCAGGCAGGGUGUCCUCUGGAUCUUCCCAGCUCCCCGGCAGGCAGGCCCAGCAACAGGGUGUCUCCUGAGAUGCCAGCUGCCAAAUCAAAAGAGAAAAUGGACAAAAAGAAGGAAGUGCUGAAGCCUCCUUUUGCCAAAAUCAGGCGGGCAAGUGGGAGACUGGCUGGGAGGAAAGUGUUUGUGGAAAUCCCAAAGAAGAAAUACACGAGGCGGCUGAGAGAGCAGCAGAAGAAUGCAGAGGUCACUGCUGAAGACGACGCGUACCCUCAGGACCAGGAUACAUGUGAUGUGGAGAGGGAAGAGGAGCAGGUGGAGAGCAACAUCAAACCCGAAAGCGAGGAAUGCGACAGCAACCUCGAAUCAGAAGAAAGCCUGAAGAAAUCCGAAGAGGAUAAAAAGAAACGAGGCAGUAACUUCAAGUGCAGCACGUGCGAGAAGGAAUUCCUGUACGAGAAGAGUUUCCUGAAGCAUAUCAAGCACAGCCACGGCAUCGCAGCCGAGAUCGUGUACCGGUGUGACACCUGCAGCCAGACCUUUGCCAACCGCUGCAACCUCAAAAGCCACCAGCGCCACGUCCACAGCAGCGAGCGCCACUUCCCUUGUGAGCUCUGCGGUAAGAAGUUCAAGAGGAAGAAGGACGUCAAGAGGCACAUUCUCCAGGUUCAUGAGGGUGGUGGGGAGCGUCAUCAGUGCCAGCAGUGUGGAAAGGGGUUGAGCUCCAAAACUGCCUUGAGGCUCCAUGAAAGGACGCAUACAGGCGACAAGCCUUAUGGGUGCACAGAGUGUGAGGCUAAAUUUUCUCAGCCUUCUGCACUUAAAACACACAUGAGAAUCCAUACUGGAGAAAAACCCUUUGUCUGUGAUGAAUGUGGUGCCAGGUUCACUCAGAAUCACAUGCUUAUAUAUCACAAACGGUGUCACACAGGGGAAAGGCCUUUUAUGUGUGAAACAUGUGGGAAGAGCUUUGCCUCAAAGGAGUACUUGAAACACCAUAACAGAAUCCAUACUGGAUCCAAACCGUUCAAAUGUGAGGUUUGCUUCAGGACGUUUGCCCAGCGGAACUCACUCUACCAGCACAUAAAAGUUCACACAGGGGAGCGUCCCUACUGCUGCGACCAGUGUGGGAAGCAGUUCACGCAGCUGAACGCGCUGCAGCGGCACCACCGCAUCCACACGGGGGAGAAGCCCUUCAUGUGCAACGCCUGUGGACGCACCUUCACUGACAAGUCCACCCUCCGCCGGCACACCUCGAUACAUGAUAAAAACACCCCCUGGAAAUCCUUCCUUGUCAUUGUGGAAGGAGCAUCUAAGAAUGAUGAAGGUCACAAAACGGAGCUUCCUGACGAAGAAUACGAUGUGUCACCUAAAAUCCCAGAGAAGCUGCUGUCCUUUUCAGAGAACGGCCAUUACCAGAGCCUGGGAGCCGUCCCCGGGAGCGUGACCGCGCUGCACGACACAAGCUCCGCUGCCGGCACAGACUGUAAGUCUGACGGGACUCCAGGCCCCCAGGAAGCCCUGAUGGCCACCACGCUUAGUGAGCUGACAGUGCUGCAGACACAGACAGACUCUCUUCAGCCACAGCUCCACACUCUGGUGAAUAUGGAAUAA
Messenger RNA from Chaetura pelagica (chimney swift), 2141 nucleotides. RefSeq names its product GDNF-inducible zinc finger protein 1 (gene GZF1). The coding region runs from base 18 to 2141 and encodes 707 amino acids. Lineage: Eukaryota; Metazoa; Chordata; Aves; Apodiformes; Apodidae. The record is from RefSeq and is a predicted model, not a curated record. Gene Ontology annotation, biological process: regulation of cytokine production; negative regulation of transcription by RNA polymerase II; regulation of immune system process. Gene Ontology annotation, molecular function: protein binding. The transcript has 5 exons.